Messenger RNA from Amphibalanus amphitrite, 3238 nucleotides. RefSeq names its product lysosomal thioesterase PPT2 homolog (gene Ppt2). The coding region runs from base 41 to 901 and encodes 286 amino acids. The transcript is spliced from 6 exons. Lineage: Eukaryota; Metazoa; Arthropoda; Thecostraca; Balanomorpha; Balanidae. Gene Ontology annotation, molecular function: thiolester hydrolase activity. The record is from RefSeq and is a predicted model, not a curated record. Gene Ontology annotation, cellular component: lysosome.
AUGUAAACAAUAACAUGCUUUGUACCUUUGUUUUGUGAAAAUGGCCCGUUUAAGCUCCUUGUUUUACGUUUUUAUGCUUCUAUUUCAGCAUAUUGACGGAUACAAAAUUGUUUUUAUGAUACAUGGAGUGAUGGGUGACUCUGGGUCACUUGAAUACCUAUCGGACUACAUAAGGCAGGCGCAUCCAGGCACUGAGGUGCACAACAUGAACCUGUUCCCCAACUACCGAAGUCUGGAGCGACUUUGGACGCAGGUGAAGGGAUUUCGCACAGAGAUUGAGCGCCUCAUCAACAACAGGACUGAAGAGGUGCAUUUACUUGGCUACUCUCAGGGCGGCCUGGUGGCUCGGGGAGUGGUACAGAGCUGGGACAACCACCCGUUCAGCAGCUUCAUAUCACUCAGCUCACCGCAGGCCGGCCAGUUCGGAGAUGGGUUCCUGCACCUGGUGUUUCCGGGCGCGGUGCGGGACGAGGCGUUCCGACUCUUCUACAGCAGGUUCGGCCAGCUGACCUCAGUCGGAAACUACUGGAACGACCCGCGCGAGCAGGCCGCCUACCUCAAGUACAGCCAGUUCCUAGCGCCCCUGGACAAUGAGGUGUUCUCGAACAGCUCGAAGCGCUACCGUCGGAACCUGCUGCGACUGCAGAGGCUGGUGCUGAUCGGCGGUCCCGAUGACGGUGUCAUCACUCCGUGGCAGAGCAGUCAGUUCUCGUACUACGACGCAAACCUGACUGUGGUGGACGUGCACCAGCGGCACGGGUACCGCGCCGACGACAUCGGACUCAAGACGCUGGACAAGCGCGGCGCGCUGCGACUGCACACGUACCCGGGUAUACACCACACCAGGUGGCACCACAACAUCACCGUCAUCAGAGAGGCCAUCCUGCCCUACCUCGACUGACCGAACGCCGGUGCCCGGGGUACGGGUAACCGGUGUACUACGGGUGCCUGCGUAAACGGGUAUCUGGUGUACCCGUUCACCCAAUGUACGGGUGCCCGGUUUCCCAGCCUGAUGCCUGGUGCCUAGUGUCCCAGUCCGGUGUGCAGGUGCCCGUUGUACGGACCGUGUUAUCCCUAUGGAAGCGUGUUAUCCCUAUGGAAGCGCCCUUUUGCACGUGCCGACGGCGCACCCCUGGUCCGAUUGCGCCCAUCUUUUGAUACGAUGGUCCGCCCCACCCAAAGUUUGUGCCCAGUAAAUUUCAUGUCGAUACGCGGCGCCGUUCCGGCGCUUUAAGACACAUAAGGCAUGACACAGCGAUGAUGACAACUUAUAAUUUAUUAAUUGGCACCGGGAGCUGGUGGCCGAGCACGUGCCGCUGCUGACCCCCGACCAGCGCGCCGUGUUCGAGGAGGUCGGCCGACGACUGCCAUUUCCUGCCAGUCAGUGAUAUCACGCCUUUCCGGCGCGUACUGUCUAUCGAUAUAUGUAGACUCCACGGACCGGCUUUUCUCCGUGACGACCAGUCUUCUCUGAUGAGAACAAUUGGCGACAGGUCGAAGGUACGCCUUCUCACAGCUAUAAUGUGUUCGAUUUUAGGUAUAUGACAGGCUGUUGGAGGGGGGGGGGAGGAGCUGGGAGGGGUGUCACAUUCCGGUCAGGGUCUCAUCCAAUCCAGCGAAAAAAUAUGCAGUGUGAGCAUGACGUGUUUUCGUCAAAUCCGUAACGGAGAUACUGCGAACAGUUCCGGUAACAUAUGAUUGGAUGCAACGAAAAGCAAUUAUAAAUGUUUGUUUCAAACACCAUAGAAACUUUGACCUGAGCCGUCAAGUUUCAUAAGUUAAACGCUGUUUUUAAAUCUGUUUUACAUUAGAGACUGAUCGUAGGUUGUCUGUUUUAACUAGGCUUAUUAGCCUAGGAAUACAGAAUCAGUAGUAUACUGAGAUGACUGAAAUCCGUUCCCAACCUGACAGUUCCUCGUGCUCCAGCAGCGUUUUCAAAUUUCGAUAUACUGGAAAGCUCAUCUACCUGGUGCGUUGCCUCUAUCUUUCCCGUACGCUGCCCUUCCAGGCUGUGGAAUCGUUUGCUCUAAUCCUCUUUUCAACACAGGCAGUUAAACGACCGGAGAGGCUUUGGUCCUUUACUCGCUCUACCAGUAGCCGUUUGUGGGCCAUAUGUCGGCAGGUACAGAACUCGGGUGGAGUUAAGCGCUCUGUUCGUGUUUAUUUAGGGCUGAGAAGACCGUAGACGGCUGUGUUUGAGUUGGCUGAGGGAGGGCAAAGAGCUCCAAGACAAGGCUGACCCGAGCUGGUGUUUGUGUAUCUGGGUGAGUGUGUUUGUGUGCGUUGCGUGGGGGGAGUGGGGUGGGCUGUGUUUACGAUGCACAGUAUGAUUGGGAUAUGCUCCGUGAGGCGAUUAACUAGCUCAAGGGCUCUCAAAGUCAGACUGCCAUUGCUGGCACCCGGGUGUGAUGUGCAUUAGUAUUUACGAUAUCAACCAAUGCCAGUUAUUGUACUGUGGUGCUAUGCACAGUAUUAGCAAUACGCUACCUACUUGAUAUGUCUAAUGCUGGUCAGACUGUGCCUAUGCGUUGAAUGCUGCCUUGAUAUCGAACUAAGGUGGAGAUGUGCUCCUCCUGUGUCAGUGGUGGGAGGGUUUUCAACAGUGCUGGUGACCCUGAUGUGCAGCUGGGAGUGGCGACCCUGCCCCGCCCGCGCCGGUACAAAGCGACCCGCCCUGCGCGGGUAGCCCGUGAACAAUGACCGUGAACACUCGCUGUACAGCGAACGAAACUGAAUUGUGACCAUAAUUGCUCGCGUUUCAGCGAACAGAGCUAAUGGGUGACCGCAAUCACUGGUUUCAAUGAACUGAACGUUCGAUUGAGCAUCGAUCGUAUUGGGUCAGAUUCUGGAACACCGAUGAAGUGCAAUGGGUGGUGUAUUUACCACGUUACAAGUUAUUGCCAUGAUCUCCGCCGGCCUGUAUUAUUUUAAUGCUCUAACUUCAUAUAGGUACUUGACUUGGUAAGCUGCCAGGCAACCUCUAGCCGUCAGCCUUAGUUCGGCAUGUGGCUAUGUUGGGAAGAGGUUUCCAACCCACCCUCGUUUUGUCAUUUACGUGUUUUGUAGUUUAGGAGCGUCGGCACUUAAUCACGCCUGUUUAUUCACUUAACAUCAUACUGUGUACUUAAUGAUCCUACUUGGAUUAGCUGGGCUGCGUUAUCUAAUUUUAGAUUUCGUAGCAACAUUCAUCAAUGCAGUUCUGUAUUAUAUAUGAAUACAUAUUUAAUGUUUAUCCGAA